CCGCGCGUGCAGUUCACCCGCCAAGGCGAACACACUGCCAGCGUGGUGUUCCCAGUUCACGGCAAAACUCUGGAUGCGUUCACUUCACAGAUCAGAGCUGCUAGCUAGCAAGCGCGACCAGGGCUCUGCACACCCCGAGGGCAUGAGUCGCAGUCAUGUGCCAUGCACAUCCAUUGGUACCACGGUGGGACAGGCGAUUGAAAAUAACAGCCAGAGCACCCAAGAACACGCCUCCAAGGCAGGCCAGUGUGUCUGAGCUACUUUUCCUUUUGUGAGUAGAGCUAAAGAUAUAGCUAGAGAGGCCAUCACCAUAGAACAAGUUGAAAGCAGAACAACACCAACAUGACACUCUCAUGUCGCCUGGUUGCCGUCCUAAUCCUGGCAGUAGCUCUGGUCUGUUCGAGAGCCGAGCAAAGGAGCACCGGGAGCGGGCGGCACCAAGCUGCCAAUGCAAGCGGCUCAGCUCAUGAUCAGGGUCAGGCUCCGGCUCGCCACGCAUUCCCCACGCCGCCGCCUUCACGUUCUGGUCACCAUCAUCACCGUGGAGAAGCUCCGGUGCUGCCGUUGAGGCCUCUUGGCUGGAGGACACCAGUGGCUGCUCCGCCUCCGCCGCGUCCCGGAACUCCACGGUCCAGAAUAAGGCCAUAUCAUCCGCCACCCCCGCCGCCGCCACCACCGCUUCCAUGCUCGUAGCUGUAGCUCUAGCAGUGUAGCAAAUGACUGGAUUGUUGGCGUUCCAUUCCCUGUAUCGUAGUUAGCCCGGGCUUUAAUUUGGUAGUGUUCUUUAGUUUGGAGUUUUCAAUCGACUGUAACCCGAAUUGUUGGGCACCAUUAGAUCUUGCUGUUCAUCCAGUUCACAGGCAACUAGUCCUCACUCUUGUAACCAGUUUAGUUAGCUUAUGAUCCUUAUGCAUAAUUUGUCUUAUCGUGAUACAUAAUUUCAACCUCUUUG
Messenger RNA from Phragmites australis (common reed), 952 nucleotides. RefSeq lists its product as uncharacterized. Bases 343 to 693 code for a protein of 116 amino acids. The transcript has a single exon. The record is from RefSeq and is a predicted model, not a curated record. Lineage: Eukaryota; Viridiplantae; Streptophyta; Magnoliopsida; Poales; Poaceae.